Messenger RNA from Mauremys mutica (yellowpond turtle), 1409 nucleotides. Its product is annotated as heat shock transcription factor, Y-linked-like. Bases 44 to 1336 code for a protein of 430 amino acids. Gene Ontology annotation, molecular function: sequence-specific DNA binding; DNA-binding transcription factor activity. Gene Ontology annotation, biological process: regulation of DNA-templated transcription. Lineage: Eukaryota; Metazoa; Chordata; Testudines; Geoemydidae. The transcript is spliced from 2 exons. The record is from RefSeq and is a predicted model, not a curated record.
AACUAUAGCUGAAAAAGGUCAAAGCGAGAAAGGAGGAUUGGAGAUGGACCUUUCUAUAGCAGAAACUCCACAUGUUUCAGCUCAGGAUGAAAUGGUUGAUUCUGCUGUCUCAAUUUCUUCUGCUAUUCCACUAUGUGAUAAAACAGCAACUGGUGACUCUGCCUUGAUGUCUAUAAUAGAAGAAAAUGCUUUUCAAGUUUUGAGUGAUGGACCCUGGAUAAAAAGACCACGUCUUCUCUGUGAUGAUAGUUCCACUGAAGACAAUGAUUUUUUAUCCCUCACCUUUCCAAAGAAACUAUGGAAAAUUGUUGAAAGUGAUCAAUUUAAGUCACUUUGGUGGGAUGAUGAUGGAAAUUGUGUAGUGAUUGAUGAAGAGCUCUUUAAAAAGGAGGUGCUGGAAAGGAGAGGACCUCUGCGAAUUUUUGAAACUGAUUGCAUGAAAAGUUUCAUUCGUCAGCUUAAUCUCUAUGGCUUUAGCAAAAUGCGACAAGAUUUUCAAAGGUCUGCCUCGCUAGCUGAAUUUCUAGCAGAAGAAAAAGCAGCAUCUGCUUUUAGCAAGUUACAGUUCUACCAUAACCCGAAUUUUAAGAGAGGCUCUCCCCACCUCCUUGUAAGGUGUAAGAGAAGAGUUGGCAUAAAAAAUACACCACCGGUUGCUUUCUCAUUAGAUGAGGAAUUUAGUGAAAACUGCCUAAAGAGUGAGGGAAGAAGCUCAGAUGUUCAGUCUGCUUUCGGAACUGCUUCCAUGGAGGAAAAUGACCUUGUUGCAACUGCUCCAAAGGAAAACAUGCAAACAUGUGCACUAAGAAAGCCUACAGUAAAUAAAGGACUUGCCAGAGCAACUGCCCGAAUCAGAAAUGGAUACGCUUCAUCACCAGCAGCUUCACUGAGGCCAUCAGAACAUGUGACAGCAGAAGACGGUGAGAAGUUGAAUCAGCUGGCUCCAUUCCACUUAUCCCAAAAUAACAGCCAUACUCAAGUCAGCACCCAUGAUAUAGAUUCCACUACAACUACAUCUGCGACUUCUUUGUAUCAUGUCAUACCUCCUGUAUCAAAUAGUCCCUUUGGACCUGUGAUGGGGCUUCCUGCCUUCCCAAACAUGUAUCCAGACUUAUCAGCUAUGCAGGCUCAUUGGGCUAGUUUGCUGCCAUUUUGUAACCCAUGGUUCUCAAUGCCUAUGAUUGCAGCAGCCUCUGCCAUUUCAAUGUCAAGAUCAUCUCAUCACCGAACUCCAUCUUACCAUCACUGCCCUAAUUGCAACUGCACUUCAAACAAUGCAUCUGCUGCCAAAGGCGUUGGACCAAAGCCUACUGAAUAUUCAGGAUACCAUCGAUAAAGCAAAAGACUUUAACAUUUCGUAUUCCAGGGAGAAAGUCACUGACAAAUCUGCAAUGAAACUGUCUGAAGAA